AUGGGGCGACCGAGCACCAAAAACAAAACCACAGCCACCAACAAAGAGCCCGAAGACCCGACCGGAACUCUCUCCUUCAUCCCGCCCACCAUCAACCCUACUCCCCUCCUCCAAGGGCAAUCAUAUACAGUCUACUCGCCCUGUCCACAAGCAAUCCAACCCAUCGAUCCAACAGCUAUAACCACCAAUGACUCCAACAAACCUACGGAAUGCGUCCUGGGCGUCGACGAAGCCGGCCGCGGCCCUGUACUCGGCCCCAUGGUCUACAGCGCAUUUUAUUUACCUAAACACCUCGAACGACCCCUCUUGACGGAAGAAUAUAGUUUCGAUGAUAGUAAAGUGCUUACACCCGUCGUGCGCGCGCGGUUGAUGCAGUCGAUAUGUACGCCCGGUGCGUCCUUGCAUGAUUCCUGCGGUUGGGCUGUGAAAUUACUUUCUGCGCGAGAUAUAUCCGCUGGCAUGAUGAGGCCCAGUACCGGGGUUUAUAAUCUGAAUGCGCAGGCAAUGGAUGCCACUAUUGAGAUUAUACGAGGGGUGUUGAACGAGAAGCACAUCAAUGUGACGGAAGUGUAUAUUGAUACCAUUGGCAAUCCGGCGACGUAUCAGGCGAAGUUGCAACGGUUGUUCCCGACAUUAAGCAUAACGGUUGCGAAGAAGGCGGAUUCGUUGUAUCCGUGCGUUAGUGCAGCAAGUGUUGUGGCCAAGGUGACGAGGGAUGUUGCGCUGGAGAGUUGUUAUCAGGCGUUCUACCAACAAGAACCGAGCCAGGAUGUUGAGGAUACAGAUAUGAAAGACUCGGAGACAACACCUGCAACAAAAAAAGAAGCAGCAGGAUGGGGAAGCGGUUACCCCUCGGACUCCAAAUGCGUAAAUUGGCUUCGACAAAAUAUGGACUCCGUAUUCGGCUGGGGCAACGAGUGCAGAUUCAGCUGGGGCACCGCAAAGGAAAUGCUCGAGGGCAAGGAUGCGAUUAGGGUGGAUUGGCCUGCUGAUGAAGAUGAUGGAGCUGGACUCGCAGAUUUUUUGUCAGGGCCGCAGAGGUCGACGACAUCAGGGAAUUAUGAGGAUGUAGGGAAUUGGUAUGGGACGAGGGUUACUGCUUUCUAG
Molecule: messenger RNA, 1107 nt
Organism: Talaromyces marneffei
Lineage: Eukaryota; Fungi; Ascomycota; Eurotiomycetes; Eurotiales; Trichocomaceae
Exons: 1
Coding region: 1-1107 (368 amino acids)
Biological process (GO): mismatch repair; DNA replication, removal of RNA primer
Cellular component (GO): ribonuclease H2 complex
Molecular function (GO): RNA-DNA hybrid ribonuclease activity; RNA binding
Source: RefSeq, a predicted model, not a curated record